GCUGCGGCCCAAAGGAGGUCGCAGGAGGGACCGGCUUGGCGGUGAAGCGCGGGGUCAGAGGUCACUGGCGAGCUGGGAACCGGACCAAACCGGACCAAACCGGAACGAACCGGACCAAACCGGACCGGACCGGGGCCUGGACUCGAAGCCGAACCCGUGGAGGGCAGGACGGAGCUUCUGCAGCCCAAGCGCGGGGACUGUAAAAGAUGGGAGGUACUGAUAAGGAUACAUCGAGUUCGAGCGACUCGGAACCAGAGAGCGAGGUUCAAGAGGAGCCGGGAUUUUUCAUCUCCUCAGUGGAUAUUCAGGAUGAACGCCGCAUAGAUGUAUAUGCCACCCUGGCCUUUCAGUGCCUCGAUGAGUUGUUUACUGCUGGAAAAAUCUCCGGAACAAGGGUAGCGGAGCUGAAGGCAAAAUACACCUUGCUGCAUGAGACUGUCAUCAGAAUGCAACAGUCAGAGGUCCAGCUGUUGCGGGAUGCCAAACGUUUCACUUCUGAAGUAGAACGUCAGCAGCAACAGCUGGAGAAAGCAGAGAACUUUCCAGAGGCAUUUAGCACUGAGGUCUCCAAGAUGAGAGAGCAACUCCUUAAGUAUCAGAAUGAAUAUUCAGCCAUCAGAGAGAGGGAAUACCACACACAGUACAGGUUGAAAAACUUACUAGAGGAAAAAAGGCUUGUUCAGCGGGAAUAUGAGAGGAUCCUUAAGCCCGGAGAACUAGAGAAGAAGUUAAGAUCAUUGAAAGAAAGUUCUGAAGAACUACGGAAAGAUGUCAUUCAGAAGAAGCUGGAAAUCAAAACCUUACGUGAAGAUGUGUGCUCAAAGCAGAAGCAGUACCAAAAGGAGCAGCAAAAUCUUGAAGAAUUGCUGGAACUUCAAGGCAACCUGAAGGAUGAAUUAGCCCGCCAUCAAACCAUUCCUGUACAAAUUGGAAAAGAAAUGGAAAAGAUCAUGCGCAAAAAAGUAGAAACUGAGAAGAAAAGAAAAGUACUUGAAGAUCAGGUCCAAGAAUUAAGUGUUGCCCUUAGGAAAGUGGAAAAUAAAACUAAUAAAGUAUUGGAAGAAAAAGAAGAUGUAAUCAAAGAAGUAGAAGGAAAGCGAGCCUUACUUGACAGCAAAGAGCGAGAAUUCAACCAACUGAAAAAGUUACUGGAAUUGAACAAGGAGAAUGAAGCCACGUCAUUAAGUGAAAGGGGUUAUUUGGACCUCAACUUACGCAACUGCCAGAUCGACAAGCAGAACGCGCACGAUGAGUUGACACGAAAGCAGAGGGAGAAAGAGCGAGAUUUGCGCAAUCUGAAGAAGGUGGAGCUCCUGCUGAAAGUCGCUCAUGAUUCCCUGGAUCUCACCCAAGUGAUGCAUCAACGGCUCUGUUUGGAGAUGGAAGGUUUGCCUAAAGACAACGGGUCACUGGCCGACCGAAGGAAGGAACUCCACAGGGAGGUCGAAAUAGCGAAGAGGAGUCUGGCCCAGCAGAAACUCCUAACAGAUGUGGAGACCCACCUGUUAGAACACUGCAUUGAAGAGGAAGCCAAGCUUUUCAAAGAGCAUGAAUUCCUUCGGGAGCAGGUAGCCAACCUUCUUCGCCUGACUCAACUCAAAGCUGAUGAGAGGGAACAGAAAUCUAAAGACCUCAUAAAAGCCCAGCAAAGACAUUUCAACAUUACUAAAGAAAUCAAAUCCAGGGAUCUGGAGAUCAGGCUGUGUAAGAAGAAAAAUUGUGAAAUUCAUAAGAGACUCAAAGAGUUUGCUAAACUCUACGAUACUGUUCGGAAUGAGAGAAACAAAUUUGUUAACUUACUUCAUACUGCUCGCCAGAGAGUAAAUGAAAUAAAAGAGAGAUAUAAAAUGUCAGUGAACGAACUGGAAAUUUUGAGAAACAAUGCAGUAAUCCAAGAAAGGAAGCUCCAGAAUUGCAUGCUGAAACAUGCCAACAACGUCACCAUCAAAGAGAGCAUGCAAAACGACGUGUGCAAGAUCAUGAUGGUGCACCAGGAAAUGAAAGAAAAGAGGGAGCAGCAAUUGCUCAACAUCAACAAACUCUCUAACAUGGUCAAGCUGGCUGAGGAGGAGAUGGUACAGCUGCGCAAGAAAUACGAGCGAGCCGUUCAGAGCCGAAACGAGAGCGGUGUCCUGCUGAUAGAGCGGGAAGAAGAAGUAUGCAUUUUUUACGAAAAAAUCAACGUUCAAGAGAUGAUGAGCCGAAACGGAGACAUCGAGGUGCACACCUUGGAAGAAAAGAUCAGGUUUCUGAAGCUGAAGAUUGCCGAGAAGCAGAGAAAGAUUAAUCUGUCCCAAAAAAUGUUGCCUUUGAAGAGAGUGCUGGAUGCAGACAUGGUGGUGCUUCAGAUUCAGUUUUCCCAAUGUAAAGACAAGAUCAGAGUCCUGGAGAAAAAGUUUAUAAACCCUAAUGGGGUGAACAGAGCACGCUUCCUUCCGGGGAAAGACCUGACGCUGAAGGAAAUGAUCAAAAAGAUAGAUGAGUUGGAAUUCCUCCUGGCGAAGAAAGAGGAGAAGCUGCUGGAAAAGGACUUCAUCUAUGAGCAGGUUUCUCGGCUGACAGAUCGACUCCGUACCAGAACCGAGAGCAACAAGCAGGACACCCUUCACUUGGCCAAAAAGAUGACCGAAUUCCAGAAGAGGCUCAAGUGCGCGACCCAGAAGAUGAUGGCCCUUGUUGCCGAGCUGUCCAUGAAGCAGGCCGCGACCAUCAAGCUCCAGAAGGAAGUGAGGGACAGGGAGCAGCUCCUGUUCUCCUGCUCCUCCAGGCUGGAAAGAGGCCUUCCGCUCGGGGAGGAGAUCGAGGAGCAGUGGCUGAAAGUGCUGAGGGAUGAAGACAUGCACAAAGCGGCGGCGGAAGAAAAAGUGCAGCUCGCCAUGGAAGAGGAGGAGCACCUGCUGCCUUCAGGGGUUCGCACAACAGCCGAGCAGCGCCCCAACGCCUACAUCCCAGAAGCAGAAGGGGCCCUACCCCUGCCCCGGCCCUAUGGGGGACAGGCUCCUUUCAAACCCACUGAACCUGGUUCCAACAUGAGGCACAUAAGAAAGCCCGUUGUGAAGCCAAUUGAAAUCUGACCUGCCCACACUACCCGAGAGGGUCUGGGGGUCACUGCCCCACCGCAGUCUCUCUGUACUCCAGACGCAGUCCUUAACCAACCCUCAGAAUGGGGGGGUGGGGGGAGGGUGGCCUUGGCAUGCUUGUCCACGUUUCACCAAAAUAAGUGCCACAACAGUAAUUCUGUUAUUUUUCUAAUUAUAA
Molecule: messenger RNA, 3258 nt
Organism: Tachyglossus aculeatus (Australian echidna)
Lineage: Eukaryota; Metazoa; Chordata; Mammalia; Monotremata; Tachyglossidae
Gene: CCDC146
Product: coiled-coil domain containing 146
Exons: 19
Coding region: 207-3074 (955 amino acids)
Cellular component (GO): cytoskeleton
Source: RefSeq, a predicted model, not a curated record